Messenger RNA from Drosophila navojoa, 7679 nucleotides. RefSeq names its product Leucine-rich repeat kinase (gene Lrrk). NCBI's taxonomy places the organism in Eukaryota, Metazoa, Arthropoda, Insecta, Diptera, Drosophilidae. The record is from RefSeq and is a predicted model, not a curated record. Gene Ontology annotation, molecular function: protein binding; ATP binding; protein kinase activity. Gene Ontology annotation, biological process: protein phosphorylation.
AAUUGCGAAAAAUGUGAAAAUUUUCUUUUAGAUAGUUUAAGUGACUUGCAGCGUGCUGUGCAUCAUACACUUGCUGAAAUAAGACGCAAGACCUUUUAUGUGCCUAGGCUAUGGAACAUAAAGAUGACUCUGACGAGGAUGCGCGCGAGGAGGUGCGUCAGAUAAAGCAUGGCGAGCUGCGUGCGGCGGUUAGCGCUGGAGAUGAACGCACAGUGCGAGUCCUCCUCGAGGCUCUGGGGAGAGAGCGGCAGAUUAUUGUAAACGUGGCACCAGCCGGUGCCAAUACUCUGCUUUAUAUUGCCAGUCAAUCAGGCUUUGAGAGCAUCACACAACGAUUGAUUGACGCUGGUGCGGAUGGACGGUCCCACGCGGUGACUAAGUAUUCGCCUCUUUAUGCAGCCGUGCACAAUGGUCAUUAUGGCAUAGCGAAGCUAAUGCUGGAACGCUUUCCGGAGCUGAUACAACAGGCAACUGUGGAGCGCUGGCUACCCUUGCAUGCGGCCUGCAUCAAUGGGCAUAUCAAGAUGCUGGAACUGAUAAUAAACUUCCCAUAUCCCGACUACCUCUAUCAAACAUAUCGUGAUGAAGAGGGGCAAUGGGAGUGGCGCCUGCCCUUCGAUGCGAAUGCUCAAGAUGUGACUGGGCAAACCAGUCUCUACAUAGCCAGCUUGCUGGGAAACAAGCAAUUGCUGAAUGUGCUGCUCAAGUGGCAAAUACGUUGUCGGCGUACCUUGAGUGACGAUUCAGCCAGCUCGACAACGGGUCAGAGUACGCCCAUAACACCGACGCGCAAGCGUAUCUCGUUUGGAAUACAGGCAAUCAUGUCUAAGCUGCAUAUUUCCGGCGAGGGCGAGACGCUCGAAGCUCAACCCACUCAGGAACAGGAGUCGCUGAGAUGUCCACUCCAUAUCAAUUUGCUGUGUGGGGCGGCACGUGAAACAGCGCUUCUAGCAGCAGUUCGCGGAGGGCACUUAGAUGUGGCGCAAGCGUUGCUGCAACAUGGCGCUAAUCCAAACAUUGUAGCAAAGCCCGUAGAGGAUCACAAUGAUCCAAAGUGCAGCGAAGAGAUCUAUGGCCUAAGCAACAUGCCCAUCACCGAGGCAUGCAAGCAACGCUCUCUGGCCAUGCUGGAUCUGUUACUAAAGUUCGGUGCACGCGAUGAUAAUGGCACGGCGAUAAGUGUGGCCAUUGCCAGCGAGGAUGAGGCGUUACUGAGUCGCUUGUUGGCUCGUCGCGUGCAUCCUGACUCGGACUAUAAGAUUAAUAAAAAAGGACUGCCCACACCAGUAGAAGUAAAUGUGUUUCAACCCUCCGCCAGCAAUAUUUCGUAUAGCGCCAUGUUUCCUAACGUUCCUACGAUCAUUGACUGGCAUAGCGUGAAUAUGAAUGUGCAACUGCCCUUUGUGCGGAUUGGCUGGCUGGUAAGUGGGGUGCUCCAAUUGAAUCCCAAGCUUAGUUCGCACCCCAGGCUGAACGAGGUAGCGCUAACAGCCAUCACUCGAAUUGAUUUCUCACAUAAUAUUUUAACCAGCAUUCCGCCGGAGCUGUUUAACCUAGUUAGUCUCAAAUAUCUGAACAUUGCGCAGAAUAAGAUCGCAGAGCUACCGGAACCCCUAGGCAAGGCGUACAACUGUCCCGUAUUGGAUGAGCUCUUUCUGCAGGAUAAUCAACUGACUACUCUCCCGGCAGCAAUUUUCCAGUUGCCCGCUUUGACCAUUUUGGAUAUUUCCAACAACAAGCUGCAGCAGUUGCCCUUCGACAUGUGGCGUGCGCCCAAGCUGCGCGAGCUAAAUGUAGCCUUCAAUUUACUUCGCGAGCUACCCGUACCGCCAAUGCAAACUAGCGGAUCCCUGCUGAGCUUAGAUAAGCUUCAGCUGCUGCAAUCGUGCGAUGAGGCGUCCUCCACUAAGCCGCAUUCGUUGCUGCUGCAAAAAAUCACGCAUCGCAAUCUCUGGUCUACAGCGCUGGACGUAACAGACAAUGACCUGAAGUGGCAGCAGGAACAAGAGCAGGAUCAGGAGCAGGCACAGGCCUUUGCAGAUGGCAAAGUUCCACAUGGUGUCUCACAGCUAAGCAGCCUAAACAUUGCCAACAAUUUGUUUACCAGCAUUCCCGCUGCGUUGCCUUGUUUGGCGGUUAAUUUGACCAGGCUGAACAUGUCCUAUAACAGUCUUCGCUCCAUGGGUCAUGUAACCAGCUACCCGGCCACAUUGAAGCAGCUGGAUUUGAGUCACAAUGAAAUUUCUUGUUGGCCCAGCUUGCCGCGUAUUACGGAGUCCGAUCCGCAUCUGCUAUGCUAUAGUCAUGUACAGCUGCCAGAGAACACAGAUGAACCUGUCUAUAAGGCUUCUAAGGGCAGCAGCUGUUCCUUCCGAGCUUCUGUACUGAAGAGCGUGUGUCGGCACAGGCGUCAUUUACGGCUGGAGGCUCUGCGAACUCUUAUUCUGGCAGAUAACCUACUGACACGCAUCCAACUAUCCACAGAUGAUGCCACGACAUUGUUCAAUGAGAGCGAGGAUGCCGAUUGGAGUGUGGUUGGUAUCAAUAAGUCCAAAGUCAUAUUUCCCAACCUAUCCAUGCUGGACAUGACCAAUAACUGCCUGAAGGAAAUACCCGCAUCCUUGCACGAGCUGAGUAGCCUCUCUGUCCUGAAUAUCAGUGGGAAUGUCCAGAUUACCGAUUUGCCACCUCAUCUGGGUCUGCUCUCACGACUGUGGAAUUUGAAUACACGCGGCUGCCUGCUUCAGGAGCCGCUGCGUUCCAUGCUCGAGAGCAAAAAGCACAAGACUAUGGACAUUAUUGGUUAUCUGAAAUCUAUCUAUGAGGAUGCACAGCCGUAUGCGCGCAUGAAGCUCAUGGUGGUGGGGUCCUGUGGCAUUGGCAAGACCACGCUUCUGGAUCUGCUGCGUCAAGGCAUAGGCAAUAGUUCGGGUGGGUCCAGCUCGCAUCGGUCGCGUGCCAAUGAGAAUCAUUGGGCCAAGCGCAUGGGUCACUCGCGCAGCACGUCGCGCUCCCAGCGCCAGGCAAACAUCUCAACAGUGGGCGUGGACAUUGGCACAUGGAUAUGUGAGAAGCGGAAGCGUGCAACUGGAUGUCAAGCGAUUGUGUUUCGCACUUGGGACUUUGGUGGCCAGAAGGAAUACUAUGCGACACAUCAAUACUUUCUGUCCAAGCGUAGUCUCUAUUUGGUGCUCUGGCGCAUUAGUGAUGGCCACAAGGGCUUAGCAGAGCUGCUGCAAUGGCUGGGGAAUAUUCAGGCACGUGCUCCAAAUUCACCAGUGCUCAUCGUGGGCACGCAUUUUGAUGCGGUAGGGGAAUCGAUCUCUGCACAGCAGGCCGAGCAACUGCAGCAGCUGAUACGGGAGAAGUUUAUAGCUAUACCAGAUGCGGAGAAGAUUGGACUGCCACGCGUUAUUGACUCUAUUGAAAUUAGCUGCCGCACUCUACACAACAUCCAUUUGCUGGCCAACAUCAUCUAUGACACGGCCAUGCAGUUACGCUCCCCGGGCUCCAAGGAACCGAUGCUGCUGCAGAAGAUACCCGCCAGCUAUAUCGCCUUAGAGGAUAUUGUCAAUGUUAUCGCUUGUAGUCUACGUGCUGCAGGCCGCGAUCCCGUACUGGAUGCGGAGCAAUAUCGAUCUAUGGUCACCGAGAAAAUGCGUCUGCAUAACUAUAAGAGUUUUCGUGAUGCCGCUGAGCUGCAGCAGGCAACAACCUGGUGCCACGACAAUGGCAUUCUUUUGCAUUACGAUGAUGCGACUCUCAGGGAUUACUACUUCCUCGAUCCCCAAUGGCUAUGCGAUAUGCUGGCGCAUGUUGUUACCGUGCGUGAGAUCAAUCCGUUUGCGCCCACUGGCGUCAUGAAACUAGACGAUCUGCAGCUGCUCUUCCGAAGUGUGCAUGCGCAGAGCAACGGAAAUAGAAGCUAUAUAGUCAGUUUACUGAACAAGUUUGAGGUGGCACUUACUUGGGAUUCACGAACGUUAUUGAUUCCUUCAUUGCUGCCGGUGCAGGAGGCAGCUGUGUAUAACGAAGGCACAACGGUUAAAUUGCUACAGCGUGUGCGUGGUCGAAAUGUUGGGUGCUCCGUCUCACAGGAGCUGAAUCUCAAUAAGCUCAUCUAUGAGCCGCGUCCCUCGACUUCUUCUGCUUCUAUGAGUUGCCAAGGAUUGCGUCGUAUGUUGCUCAUGACUUACUUUCCUUCCGGUUUCUGGUCACGCUUGAUUACACGCGUCUUGGCUGAUGAGCAAAUUAUUGAGGCCAUACGUGGAGUCUAUGUUGUCUCGCAGGAUAAAUAUCUUGACUUUGAUUUGCGCGGAUCGCUGGAGCAGGAUACACAGUGGAACCUAUGGCAGACGGGUUUAGCUCUAUAUUAUGGACCCAUUUUAAUCUUUCGAAUUUGGGAAGUACCCUUCCAAAACAACGAGCGAACACAGCCUUUUCGUACAACUAGUAAUCGCUUCAAACUCAAGCUGGAUGGUAUUUGGAGUGAUGUGAAUCUAAGUUCCUCCAGCAUUUUGGAAGUUUUCUUUCCGCUGCAUAAUGUGAGCAUUUAUCAAGAACUCGAAGCGGGCAAUAGACAGCUACUGGCUGAGCUGCAGCCGCAUAUGUCGCACGUUGCCAAGCUACUGGCCUUGGUUGUGGAUCAUAUUGAUCUGUUGCUAGAGGAUUGGUACCCAGCACUGGGUACACGCUUUGUGCAUACCUCUGAGGGCCGUUUCCUGAUAACACGUCUUGUGCUCUGCCCACGUUGCUUACGCAAGCUGCAGCUGCAGAAUGGUGCAGAGCCCGGGGAAAAGGAGCCCAGUCUGCCAAAUAGCAGCAGACCUAGUCGUAGCAGUAAACGGGGCACAUACUUUCUGCAUGGCGUCGGUGAUCCUGGAGACGAUGGAGCAUUAAAUGUGUUCUCUGCUUAUUUGAAUGCAACUGCAAGCCGAGAGAGACGCUCAGCUGACUCGCUGGGUGCUGGAUCGGACGCAGACUCGGGUGUAGGACCCGACUCGGCUUUCUCUUCUCGUAACACCUCUAUAGAUGGUCAUCCGACCUAUGCAUCGCAUCAUCUGCCGGAUAACUCGAACGUCUGCUAUGCCUGGAUGGUUGAGGAGUGCAUAUUGUCUGUGUACAAUCAGAUCAAACUCAGUUGCCCGGUUCAUCUGGAACAGUCAAUGGCUCAACUGGCGCCGGAUGUGAUAUUUGCAGAUAUACCCGACAAGCACACGAUUGCCACGGAGUGCAUCGUCAAAGGCUCGCUGCUGGGACGUGGCGCCUUUGGCUUUGUGUUUAAAGCAAGCUGUAAGUUACGUGGAACUCGGGUUUUCCGGCCGGUAGCAAUGAAAAUGCUUCAGCCAGUGCAGCCAGGUGCGCGAGCCAAGGAGAGUGCUUUGAUGGCCUACAAGGUCGCACUGGGCAAAUGGGAUCGAGAUCCGCUGCAGCAUUCCUGCAAGGCCUACUGCACAGCCAGGCAGGAGCUAGCCGUUCUACUCACUUUGAAGCAUCCGAAUAUUGUUCCACUGGUUGGAAUUUGCAUUAAACCCUUGGCUUUAGUGCUGGAACUAGCGCCAUUGGGUGGCCUCGAUGCUCUGCUGCGCCAGUAUAGACGAAGUGGCGCACAUAUUGGUCCACAUACAUUCCAAAUGUUAGUGCUGCAAGCUGCACGCGCAAUCGAGUAUCUGCAUCGCAGGCGGAUUAUAUAUCGGGAUCUCAAAUCUGAAAAUGUGCUCGUCUGGGAGCUGCCCCAGCCUCACACUGAGGAUAGUCCACGCAACCAGGUGCACAUCAAGAUUGCGGAUUAUGGGAUAAGUCGUCAGACAGCGGCUGGUCUGAGUGCCAAGGGUUUCGGCGGCACGGAAGGAUUUAUGGCGCCCGAGAUAAUACGAUUUAAUGGCGAGGAGGAAUAUACCGAAAAGGUGGACUGCUUUUCCUUUGGAAUGUUCAUCUAUGAGAACAUCACCCUGCGCCAACCCUUUGAGGGCCAUGAAUCCAUCAAGGAGUGCAUAUUGGAGGGCAGUCGUCCGGCUCUAACACAUCGUGAGACACAGUUUCCCACUUGUUGUCUAGAUCUAAUGGUGCUCUGCUGGCACGAGCAGCCGCGUCGACGACCAUCAGCUAGUCAGAUAGUUUCAAUACUGAGUGCACCUGAAUGCAUCCAUUUGCUGGAUGUGGUAGCUUUGCCGCAUAACGACAAGAUUGUCUGCGGCGUAUUCCAAUUAAUAUUGACUGGCAUUGACGAGGAGCGUUCCGGCCUCGAGCUGUGGCUGCCUGCCUUUGGCUCACACAUUGAUAUACUAGACGUGGCGCCAACUGGCAGUGUGCUGCAGUGCAGCAGCAUUAGCUGUGCUCCACAGCCACAAGUGGUACCGCCCAAAACGCCCGAAAACAGCGCAACUUCACGAGCACGCUCCGCACAGCGUAUGCCAAAAGUGAAUAUGCUGUGCUGCUGCCUGGUGGGUGAGGCCAUUUGGAUGGGCGAUGUUUCGGGCAACUUACACGCCUAUAGCACAUCGAGCUAUGCACAUCUGUUCUCCUACAUGCUUGAUCCUGCCAUCAAGUCAGCUGUGAUAAGUUUAGUGUAUAUGGAGGGUAUCGCGCGAGUCGCAGUGGGCUUGCAAAAUGGUCGCGUCUUCCUGGUGGAUGCCUGUCGCAUGCCCACUAAUUGUGCCUUUGCCGAGGGCUCAUUUGUACUAACUGAGAUCUGUUCCGGAUUUGUGCUUCAUGCCGCUUGCUCCGUGCUAAUCGAAGGCGUCUAUGAGCUCUGGUGUGGUGAGUUAGCUGGCAAAAUCAACGUGUUUCCAGUUAAUGAAUCUGGGGUGUGUGGUCAUCAGGCCUUGUGUCACAGCGAUGAGCCGAAUCUCAUUGAGGACGUUAAAGUGACGCGUCUUUGUAGCAACGAGAGCCACGUCUUCAGUUGCUUAUAUCCCGGUUGCAUGGUGUACCAGUGGGGAGCCGUCUCGAAGCGCAUUGAAAACAAAUUGGAUUGCUCUAAGCUACUGCCUUGCUCUGAGUCUCUUCAGAGCAUUGCCAUUGAUGAGCACGUAAACCUAAUCAAAUGUCAAAUCUCAGCGCUGGCGGCCCACAAUACAGAGCUGUACAUCGGCACCACCUGGGGUUGUCUCAUUGUAGCUGAGUUGCUUACGUUGCGUCCCAUUAGCGUAUUUCGUCCAUAUGAGAAUGAGAUCAAGGCUAUAAUCACCAUGCCGAAUGCCGGCAUUCCACUAAUAGCUACGCUCGGACGGCGCUAUCGCUCGCUGAUUUCACGUUAUGUGGACAUGGGCGAGUCCACGUCGAAUAAUUCUAGUUCAGUAGCAAGCACGCCUACGCACGGUGCGGGUAAACCCAUGCCCAUAGCAGAUCUAGAUAACCACAUACAUUGCUUGCUUUGGCGAGCCAAGAACUGGACCUAAGUCCGAUCUCAACUAUGUACUAGGUACAAUAUUUAUUAAUAGAUGGCAUAAUAUUCUAAAAAAUACUUUAAAAUUCAUUGAAAAAUCUCUCUGUUUCUCAUAAUAUUUUUUGGUGCAUAGGCAAAUCAACUACGUUUAUUGCACAGAACAAUUAGUAUUAACAGUUAAGCUAUAUGCAGUUGCUUUAAUAGGCAUUUGAACUUGGAAAAGUGUUUUUCAAAUUAUUUCAAGCAUUCCAUUUAAAUUAAAAAAGUUUUUAAUAAAGCUAACGAUGACCAA